This is a messenger RNA of Ziziphus jujuba (common jujube), 2385 nucleotides long. RefSeq names its product rust resistance kinase Lr10-like. Gene Ontology annotation, molecular function: protein kinase activity; polysaccharide binding; ATP binding. The transcript has 4 exons. Gene Ontology annotation, biological process: protein phosphorylation. The coding region runs from base 61 to 2082 and encodes 673 amino acids. Lineage: Eukaryota; Viridiplantae; Streptophyta; Magnoliopsida; Rosales; Rhamnaceae. The record is from RefSeq and is a predicted model, not a curated record.
UAUAAGAAGAAAGCAGAGUAGGAAAUACCCCAGCUGAAAUCCUUCCUCCUCCCCCAUAAUAUGGAGAUUGGAAGACCCUCUUCUUCACCAUUCAUAAGCCUAGGCAGCUUCAUCGUUCUAGUUUUGAUGGUUUUCCAUCUUCAAACUAGCUAUGCAAAACGUCAUAAUCAUCAUCUUUGCCCUGCAUCUUCAUGUGGAAAUAUACCCAAUAUAAGCUACCCUUUUCGGCUCCUAACCGAUCCACCAGAAUGCGGGAAGAGAAGGUACGAACUAUCUUGCGAGAAUAACAACCGUUCUACUAUCUUAUACUUGUAUUCAGGAAAAUACUAUGUCCAGGAUAUCAAUUACGAUAACUACACAAUUCGACUGGCGGAUUUCAAUAUUGACAAGGCUAAUUGCUCCUCGGUACCUCCUUAUUCUUUGUUCAAGUAUAACUUCAGUUACGGAGAUCCAUAUUUAAUUACGAUGGAUACAGAUAGUGAAUCAUAUUCACUCUCAGAAGCUAUAACAUUCGUCAUGUGUGAACAUCCAGUUGAGUCUCCUCUAUACAUACCCACUGAUCCAUGCAUUAAUAGUACUGUUGCUGCUAGUACUACCUUAUCCAAAGAGGAAUAUUACUCUUAUGUGAAGGUUGGGGGAACAAAUACGUCCGAGUUAGAAGAUUCUUGCCGUAUAGACCAGAUGGUUAUGAUCACAUCAAGACCGCAGAAAAUUAUUUGGGAAAACAGCAGCACCAACAUUUCCUACAGAGACGUACACAAUCAACUUGUAUACGGCUUUGAGCUUUCAUGGUUGCCAAGUUCCUACAGAGACGUACACAAUCAACUUGUAUACAGUGAGCAUUUCUAUGACCAUGGUGCCGACAAGGUGGACAAUUUAGGCGAUGAAUGGAAUCCUCCGACCGUUGUUCAAAUUUGCUUGCUCGUCCCAGGCAUGCUCCUAUGGAUCGCUUUGUUCAUCGGAACUCCAUCAGUAAUUACAUUUAUCUGCACUUGGAGAAGGCAACAUUUAUCAAUGUAUGACGUUAUCGAAGAAUUCUUACAAACUAACAAAGAUCUUAUGCCUGUAAGGUAUUCGUACUCUGAUAUUAGAAAGAUGACUAAGGGUUUCAAGGACAAACUUGGUGAAGGAGGUUAUGGUUCUGUCUAUAAAGGAAAGCUUCGUAGUGGACGUUUUGUAGCAAUCAAGAUGUUAGAGAAAUCGAAGGCUAAUGGGCAAGAUUUCAUCAAUGAAGUUUCUACCAUUGGAAGGAUUCACCAUGUCAAUGUCGUGCAGCUCGUUGGUUUUUGUGUUAAAGGAUCAAAACGUGCUCUUGUAUACCGUUUUAUGCCUAAUGGAUCUCUUGACAAAUAUCUUUUUUCUCAAGAAGUCAGCCCCUUAGAUUGCAAGAGAAUGUGUGAAAUCUCAUGUGGAGUGGCUCGUGGUAUUGAAUAUCUUCAUCGAGGAUGCAACAUGCAAAUUCUACAUUUUGAUAUUAAGCCGCACAACAUUCUUUUGGAUGAGAAUUUUAUUCCAAAGGUUUCUGAUUUUGGGCUUGCAAGAUUAUCCCCAUUAGGCAAUAGCAUUGUCUCUCUUACCGCAGUAAGAGGAACCAUGGGAUACAUAGCUCCAGAGUUGGUUUACAAGAAUAUUGGCGUAGUUUCAAAUAAAGCAGAUGUUUAUAGUUUCGGAAUGCUAUUGAUGGAAAUGGCUAGUAGAAGAAAGAAUUUGAAUGCAGGUGCAGAUCAUACAAGUCAAAUUUACUUUCCUUCAUGGAUUUAUGAUCAAUUCAAGGAAGGAAAUGAGGUUGAAAUGGGAGAUGCAACAAAAGAUGAAUCAAAAAUAAGAAAGAAGAUGAUUAUAGUUGCAUUUUGGUGUAUACAGAUGAAUCCAAAUGAUCGACCAACAAUGAGCAGAGUCAAAAAGAUGCUUGAAGGAGAUGUUGAUAGCCUGCAAAUGCCUCCAAAGCCUUUUGUAUGUCCACAAGAAAAGCCUAUACAACCUGUAAAUGAUGAAGUGGAAAAAUCAGAUUCAAGAUACUCAACAAUGGCUUCAUAUCAUGAGGACUCCGAAGAGAUUAGUCAAAUUAUACAAUCUAGUUAACGUCCAAUAAUGGUAGGUUUGUUGUUUUCACAUUUACUAAGACAAAUAUAUGCUUUUAUGCCCUUGUUUUAGAAACAAAUUCUCAUUUACGAUGCCAUGAGAAUCUAUAUUAAGUUAGUCUUUUCCUUUCUAGAAGCAAAGUAAUUUGUAUGUUGGGGGAUGAUUCUGAUUGGUCUAAUAAAAAUAGACCACGAACAUAAGACAACAAGAAUGAUCAUAAAAAUUGCACUUAUUGUUUAUAAAGAUCAUUAUUUUAAUGUUUCAAUAUGUACUUCAAAAUUAAAAAAAGUAAAAAAUUCUGUA